UUGGUUAAUCAUGAAAGAAAACACCCAAAUUCAAGAAUGCAAGUAAUAGAACUAAGGAGUCGCCCAUACCUAGCAUUGUUUGCAAUCAAAGACAUUGACGUUGAUGAAGAGAUUCUUUAUAAUUAUGGACCAACUAGAUUACCUUGGGAAGUUAAGGAAAAAGUUCCUGGUGGUGGAAACAAACAAUCAGAAUCAUGUGUCAUAAACAGUAAUGCCUUACUUGCUCGUGUUGAGCCAGAUGGUUGCAACACUGAACCAGAAUCAUAUGUCACCUGCAAUGCCAGUAGUGAACCUGUUGACUACAACACUGAAACAGAAUCACAUGUCACCCACAAUGCCAGUAGUAAACAUGUUGACUGCAACACUGAACCAGAAUCACAUGUUAACUACAAUGCCAGUAGUGAACCUGUUAACUGCAACAAGGAACCAGAAUCAGAUGUCACCCACAAAUCCGAAUCACAUGUCACCCACAAUGUGAGUUGUGAACCAGAUGGUUGUAAUAUAGAACCAGAAUCACAUGUUAACCACAAAGCCAGUUGUGAAACUGUUGACUGCAACACUGAACCAGAAUCACAUGUCACCCACAAG
Saccoglossus kowalevskii is the source of this 588-nucleotide messenger RNA. RefSeq lists its product as uncharacterized. The record is from RefSeq and is a predicted model, not a curated record. NCBI's taxonomy places the organism in Eukaryota, Metazoa, Hemichordata, Enteropneusta, Harrimaniidae.